This is a messenger RNA of Mercenaria mercenaria, 1368 nucleotides long. RefSeq names its product mucin-2-like. The transcript has a single exon. Bases 1 to 1368 code for a protein of 455 amino acids. The record is from RefSeq and is a predicted model, not a curated record. NCBI's taxonomy places the organism in Eukaryota, Metazoa, Mollusca, Bivalvia, Venerida, Veneridae.
AUGCCCUCCUACAAAAAGCCCACCAUAUGCAACUACAGUACCCUCCCACAAAAGUACAAGUUCUCCUAUAUCCCUGGCCAGUCUACAAUGCCCUCCUACAAAAGCCCACCAUAUGCAACUACAGUACCCUCCCAACAAAGUACAAGUUCACCUAUAUCCCUGGCCAGUCUACAAUACCCUCUUACAAAAAGUCCACCAUAUGCAACUACAGUACCCUCCCAACAAAGUACAAGUUCACCUAUAUCCCUGGCCAGUCUAAAAUACCCUCUUACAAAAAGCCCACCAUAUGCAACUACAAUACCCUCCCAACAAAGUACAAGUUCACCUAUAUCCCUGGCCAGUCUACAAUACCCUCUUACAAAAAGCCAACCAUAUGCAACUACAAUACCCUCCCAACAAAGUACAAGUUCACCUAUAUCCCUGGCCAGUCUACAAUACCCUCUUACAAAAAGCCCACCAUAUGCAACUACAAUACCCUCCCAACAAAGUACAAGUUCACCUAUAUCCCUGGCCAGUCUACAAUACCCUCUUACAAAAAGCCCACCAUAUGCAACUACAAUACCCUCCCAACAAAGUACAAGUUCACCUAUAUCCCUGGCCAGUCUACAAUACCCUCUUACAAAAAGCCCACCAUAUGCAACUACAGUACCCUCCCAACAAAGUACAAGUUCACCUAUAUCCCUGGCCAGUCUACAAUACCCUCUUACAGAAAGUCCACCAUAUGCAACUACAGUACCCUCCCAAAAAAGUACAAGUUCCCCUAUAUCCCUGGCCAGUCUACAAUACCCUCUUACAAAAAGCCCACCAUAUGCAACUACAGUACCCUCCCAAAAAAGUACAAGUUCCCCUAUAUCCCUGGCCAGUCUACAAUACCCUCUUACAAAAAGCCCACCAUAUGCAACUACAGUACCCUCCCAACAAAGUACAAGUUCGCCUAUAUCCCUGGCCAGUCUACAAUACCCUCUUACAAAAAGCCCACCAUAUGCAACUCCAGUACCCUCCCAACAAAGUACAAGCUCGCCUAUAUCCCUGGCCAGUCUACAAUACCCUCUUACAAAAAGCCCACCAUAUGCAACUACAAUACCCUCCCAACAAAGUACAAGUUCUCAUAUAUCCCUUGCUAGUCUACAAUACCCUCUUACAAAAAGCCCACCAUAUGCAACUACAGUACCCUCCCAACAAAGUACAAGUUCGCCUAUAUCCCUGGCCAGUCUACAAUACCCUCCUACAAAAAGCCCACCAUAUGCAACUACAAUACCCUCCCAACAAAGUACAAGUUCACCUAUAUCCCUGGCCAGUCUACAAUACCCUCUUACAAAAAGCCCACCAUAUGCAACUACAGUACCCUCCCAACAAAGUACAAGUUAA